AAUCAAAUGAAUUGCAAAAGUCCCCCGCCCCCCGGCACAUGUCCUACCCCACGUGCAUGCGUACGUGUCCCCCCUCCCGGAACAUACACAGCAGAGACCUGACGACCAGCUGGCCAGUAGGAGGCAUGCAAGCAUGUGCGGUGGAGCUGAACUAGGGUUACGGCUCACGUGCCCACAGAGAGGGCGCUGCAUGCCACCUGUGUCAUGUGUGCCAUAGGUUCACCAUCACGGUCUAGUAGCAGUCAUUGUCUUUUUGGUCCAGUUAUCCUUUAUUUACAUGGAAAUGUUUCUUUCAAAAUCAAUAAUAUUCUUAAUAUUAAGUAUCUAACAAUAUAUCUAAGAUUGGGGAUGAAUAAUAUGUGGCUUUAUGGAUUUAAACUUAAUCUGACUCAAAUUCAGUGUGUAAUACAUAGCCAUCUUAAAAUUAUUUCCCGAAUGAACCACUGAUAUAGUUCUAGCGUAGAUAGGUGUACUAGAUCUCUAAAACCUCUUGGGAAUGGUUCAUUAUUUGGAGUAGGAAAAAACAAAAAGAUUGUACAAAGGCAGUUAUAUGGAGGAUUUUUUUUUUAAAUGUCUCAUAUUAUAUGCUCUACUAUCAGGUUUCUGUCUGUUGUUUUGUAUUAUUUUGUAUUAUUCAGACUACUAGUCUAGAUAGAUUCCUCCCCUCCCCCUCCGGGUCUCUGAUACCAGGCCGAUCAUGGUAGGGCUUUUCUUAUUUUGAUGUUUCUGUGAUCCUUUAGAAAGCCAUCUUUUGAAACUCUAAGCUUAUACCUUCCUGCUCUCAAAAUGACAUUUUUAAUAAUCGCACAUAUCUGAAAAGGAUAAUGAACAACUUUUAUUAAUUAGGAAAAUCCACAAGAGAGAGUGUUAUCUAGACUUUAAUAAUAUUUUUUUUACCAACUUUGAUAAUCUUUCUCAUCAUUUCUUUCUGUGCCACAAUUCCCACUCCAGUUUUAAAAUUAUGCUUCCAUCUAAACUCCUUGGAACAAAUCAUUCCACACCCACCCACUGGAUUGAAGUCUAUAUCACUUUGAUUUAUGAGUCUUAAUUCCUGGGCAGUUUUUUAAAAAAAUGUUACAUAGUAUUGUAUUUUUAGUGGGUACUUGGUGACAUUUUCAAUUUUUACCAUCUUAGGCUAUUCUCAGUUGUAUUUUUACAACUGUCCAACCAUGCAAACUAUUUUUCUCCCUCAAGCUGAGCUGUCAGAUUGGAUAAGACAGCAAUAAGUUACAAUAUAAUUCAGUCUGUGAAGCAGUAAGGGGAUAAAUAAUCCAUAGUGGGUAUCUAAAAUUGAAAGGAAGUUUUAAUAGUGAGUAGCAAUAUUUUGUUUCUUUGAGAAAUGUUUACGCAUGGCCUAAAUCUGGAUCCUUAAACUCUUCAGAUCAUAAGCACUUUUACGAAGUUUCAGAUUGUUCAUCAAUCACCAAACAUUUAUUACAUGAAAAUAAUUUAAUAAAUACUAUUUUGACUAACAGUAGUAUGAAUAAUAAUAAUAAAGAAGAAAGUAUGUAUAAUUGGUGUGGGAUUAUCUGGGGAUAGUACAAUAGAAGACAAAGAAUUGAAGAAGAAAAAGAGCAAUUUGGAGCUUUUAAAAGAAGAACUAAAACAAAUUCAAGAAGAGCGUGAUGAAAGACAUAAAACUAAAGGUAGAUUAAGUCGUUUUGAGCCACCUCAGUCAGAUUCAGAUGGACAACGCCGUUCCAUGGAUGCACCUUCAAGAAGAAAUAGAUCUUCAGUACUGGACGAUUAUGCUCCAGGUUCACAUGAUGUUGGAGAUCCAAGUACAACAAAUUUGUAUCUUGGAAACAUUAAUCCCCAGAUGAAUGAAGAGAUGUUGUGCCAAGAAUUUGGACGUUUUGGGCCUUUGGCAAGUGUGAAAAUUAUGUGGCCAAGGACUGAUGAAGAAAGAGCAAGAGAAAGGAAUUGUGGAUUUGUUGCCUUCAUGAAUAGGAGAGAUGCUGAACGUGCACUAAAGAAUUUAAAUGGCAAGAUGAUCAUGUCUUUUGAAAUGAAAUUAGGCUGGGGCAAAGCUGUUCCUAUUCCUCCUCAUCCUAUAUAUAUUCCUCCUUCAAUGAUGGAACAUACCCUUCCACCACCUCCUUCGGGUCUGCCAUUUAAUGCUCAGCCCAGAGAGAGACUGAAGAAUCCUAAUGCUCCAAUGUUGCCACCACCUAAAAACAAAGAAGAUUUUGAGAAGACUCUGUCGCAAGCCAUAGUCAAAGUGGUUAUCCCAACAGAAAGGAACUUGCUUGCAUUAAUACAUCGAAUGAUAGAAUUUGUGGUACGUGAAGGACCUAUGUUUGAAGCCAUGAUCAUGAAUAGAGAAAUCAAUAAUCCAAUGUUCAGAUUUCUAUUUGAGAAUCAGACUCCAGCACAUGUGUACUACAGAUGGAAGCUUUAUUCAAUUCUACAGGGUGAUGCUCCAACCAAAUGGAGGACUGAAGACUUUCGCAUGUUUAAAAAUGGUUCCUUUUGGAGGCCACCUCCUUUAAAUCCAUAUCUCCAUGGGAUGUCUGAAGAACAGGAACCUGAAGCAUUUGUGGAAGAGCCAAGCAAGAAGGGUGCACUUAAGGAGGAACAGAGGGACAAAUUAGAGGAAAUCCUGCGUGGGUUAACACCGCGUAAGAAUGAUAUUGGAGAUGCAAUGGUUUUCUGUCUUAAUAAUGCUGAGGCUGCUGAAGAAAUAGUGGACUGUAUUGCAGAGUCAUUAUCCAUCUUGAAAACGCCGCUCCCUAAAAAGAUUGCAAGAUUAUAUUUGGUUUCUGAUGUGUUGUACAAUUCUUCUGCGAAAGUUGCCAAUGCUUCAUAUUACAGAAAAUUUUUUGAGACAAAACUAUGUCAGAUAUAUUCUGAUCUGAAUGCUACCUACCGAGCAAUACAAGGCCAUUUACAGUCUGAAAACUUUAAGCAACGGGUAAUGACAUGCUUCAGAGCAUGGGAAGACUGGGCGAUUUAUCCAGAACCAUUUUUGAUCAAACUACAGAAUAUUUUCUUGGGGCUUGUAAAUAUUAUUGAAGAAAAAGAAAUAGAGGAAGUACCUGAUGAUCUUGAUGGAGCUCCCAUUGAAGAAGAACUUGAUGGUGCUCCACUAGAAGAUAUGGAUGGAAUUCCUAUUGAUGUCGCUCCAAUCGAUGAUCUUGAUGGAAUCCCUAUUAAAUCAAUUGAUGAUGAUCUUGAUGGAGUACCUUUGGAUGGAUCUGAAGAAUCUAAAAAGAAUGAACCAAUAUUUAAAGUUGCCCCUUCAAAAUGGGAAGCAGUUGACGAGUCUGCGCUUGAAGCUCAAGCGGUAACAACAUCUAAAUGGGAGCUGUUUGACCAGCAUGAGGAAUCAGAGGAAGAAGAACAUCAGAACCAAGAAGAAGAAAGUGAAGAUGAGGAGGAUACUCAAAGUUCUAAAUCUGAGGAGCACCACCUUUAUUCCAAUCCUAUUAGAGAAGAAAUACCUGAUUCAAAGUCUUCAAGCAAGUUCUCAGAAAUGAGUGAGGAAAAGCGCGCCAAACUCAGAGAGAUUGAGUUGAAAGUAAUGAAGUUUCAAGAUGAAUUGGAGUCUGGAAAAAGACCGAAGAAGCAAGGCCAGAGUCUUCAGGAACAAGUUGAACACUAUCGUGACAAAUUGCUCCAGAGAGAAAAAGAAAAGGAACUGGAAAGGGAAAGGGAAAGAGAUAAGAAGGAUAAAGAGAAGUCUGAUUCAAGAUCCAAAGAGAAGAAGGAAAAGGAAGAAUGUACACCAACAAGGAAAGAAAGGAAAAGACGACAUAGCACGUCACCAAGCCCAUCACGCAGCAGUGGAAGCAGGCGAGCAAAAUCUCCAUCACCAAAAUCUGAAAGAUCUGAACGAUCUGAAAGAUCUCAUAAAGAGAGCUCACGUUCCAGAUCUUCUCAUAAAGAUUCUCCCAGAGAUGCCAGUAAAAAAGCCAAGAGAUCACCAUCUGGUUCAAGGACACCAAAAAGAUCAAGAAGAUCACGAUCCAGAUCACCUAAAAAGUCGGGGAAAAAAUCCAGAUCUCAAUCUCGUUCUCCACACAGAUCUCACAAGAAGUCAAAGAAGAGUAAACACUGACAAACUCUUAAUUUUUAUGAUGCUGUCACUUACUGGAAAUGCGGUUUUGUUUUUGUGCCUGAACAGUCUGUUAAACAAACAAAUGAAAAAAAAGCAUUCCUUUUUUUUGGGUGUGAAUGCACGUGUAUAUUCAUGAGUAACUGCAUUGGUAGACCUGUCAAUGUUUUAUAUUGUACAAAACCUUCAUUGUGGCUAUUUCCCAGAAUGAGAUUUUGUGUUUAGGAACUUCAUCUGAAAUGUGUGUAUCAGAUCUGCUGGCAGUAGUUGUUUUAGAAUAUUGUGAGUUAGAAGAAACCCCCAUAAUUGUUUCCCUUGUCCCCCUUUUUUUUGUAGCUUUGACAUUUUGAAUUAGAUUUGAAAUAAAAUCUGAAAAGGAAAUGUAAAAAAAAAUGUGUUUCCUUGUCCCACUCCAUUGAUUCUCCUUCCUUUUAACUUCCUAACACACAGGGCUACCAAUGCAAACCUCUUAAAAUAGACUUUUCUCAUCUGUUCAUCAAGUUAGAUUGCUCUUCAAUUAUGUUGGGAUCUGCCAUAGAAACAUUGUUACGCAGCAGUGAAUCUGAAGAGAUGAAGACUGUAUAACUUUUCAGUACAGUGUAUCUGGUAAAAUGCUUAUUCUGGGCUGUACCUGGAAUUCCCAAUCAGAGUUGGCAACUAGAGUGAAGAUUGUUUUUUGCUUCGUCUAUACUUCCAAAACCAAAUGAUGAUUGUUUGGAGAAGAGGGAUUAUCACUGUUGCAACUCCUUCCUAUUUGUGUGGUGCUAUAGAUGUUUGAGCAACAAAACCCACAAUAAAAAGGGAAAGUAGGUUAUGGCCUCUGAAGAUCUAUUUCCAAGCGUUCCUUCUUUUCAUUGAUUCUUUAAACUGUUGAGCCAUUUAUCACAUCACAUCCAUGAUUAGAAUAGAUUUUAAAUCUCAAUUUUUAAAUUUAAAUUGGUGACAUUUUAAUAAACACUUCUGCUUUUUCUGUUGUACAAACUCUUUAUGCAUGAAUUUCUCCCCUGCAUCUAAGAUGUAAAGAAGUUUUUAUUUGAACAGUUGUGUCUUUUUUCAUAGGAAUAUUGCCAGAUAUAUUGUUCUUCAAAGCACAUGAAGAGCUCCGUUGACAUCUAGAUGAAAUAGUGUUAAGACCUCAGUAUUAAGUGUAUGGGUUUCUUUUCAUGAAAGCUAUGAAAAGAAAAGAAAACUUAUUUCCUAUCCCACAAAUAUCUCAAAAUCAACAUAA
Thamnophis elegans (Western terrestrial garter snake) is the source of this 5285-nucleotide messenger RNA. It is a transcript of the gene U2SURP, whose product is annotated as U2 snRNP associated SURP domain containing. NCBI's taxonomy places the organism in Eukaryota, Metazoa, Chordata, Lepidosauria, Squamata, Natricidae. The transcript is spliced from 22 exons. Gene Ontology annotation, biological process: RNA processing. Gene Ontology annotation, molecular function: RNA binding. The coding region runs from base 1703 to 4060 and encodes 785 amino acids. The record is from RefSeq and is a predicted model, not a curated record. Gene Ontology annotation, cellular component: nucleus.